ACCAGAGGCUCUGUGGGAAAAUUGUGGCAUUUUGAGUGGAUUCUUUUGGAGGAAACGCAACGUUCAAAAUUGUGGAAAUAUCUGUUUGACCACGGGUUCUGCUGAUAACUAUUUUUUUUUUUCAUACGUGUGAAUUUAAACCAUUUUUUUAGACACGUCUCUGGAAGAGGAUAAAACAACAUAUUCACUUCUUCUGUGACAACUUCGAUUCAUUUAAGGUUCCACAGGAUUUAAUCUGCAAGUGCGCCUUUGGAAUCACCAAAACGCAGAAAAGACGCGCUAUUCCAACUGGGAGAACAUAGCCUAUCAAGAGUUAUAUAAUAUAUAUGGAUGCGUUUACUGGCUCGUUCUAGAUCAUCACGUCACACUAACAAAAUUUGAGUCUUUUUUUUCUUUUUCUUUUUUGCUUUUUAUUGCUGUGCGCUCUGGGGCACCUGCGCAGGACAUCCUCGUCUUCUGGUUUCGGUUCUUGCUGAAUGGGAUGCAUGUGCACCUCUCGGUGACGUAUUUCUAUUAACCACAGGGCUCUAGACGGGGGCCAAUAAUGUAUGCUGGGCGUAAAAGGAGAAAGCCGGUGCAAAAAGCGGCGAAACCUCCACCGGUGGAAGGGGUGAAGUCGAACCCGUCCAAGCGGCACCGUGACAGGCUCAACGGGGAACUUGAGCGGCUGGCCAGCCUUCUUCCCUUUGCCGAGGACGUCACAACCAGCCUGGACAAGCUCUCCAUCCUGCGGCUCAGUGUCAGCUACCUGCGCGCCAAGAACUUCUUCUCAGUUGCACUGAAGAGCCAUGCAUGCAGCAAUGGGGUGACAGCCAACGCUGGCGGCUAUGGCAACGGCAAAUGUGCACGACUGGCAGAUGGCUGGAUGCUGGAAGGUGAACUCCUAUUGCAGGCCCUCAAUGGCUUCAUCCUGGUCCUCACUGCUGAUGGCACCAUAUUCUACACCUCCCACACCAUUCAGGACUACCUGGGCUUCCAUCAGACGGAUGUGAUGCACCAGAGCGUGUUUGAGAUGGUCCACACUGAGGACCAGGAAGAGCUGAGGAGGAACCUCCACUGGGCCCUCAACCCUCCCGCAGUCUACCCCACCACCCAGGACUCUGGCACCGAUGGCAGUGGAGGUGGCUCCUCAUUGGUCAGUAGCAGCAGCAGCCAGCCCUGCCACCCGGAGCAGUUGCCCCCAGAGAACUCCUCCUUCCUGGAGAGGAGCUUCGUCUGCCGCUUCCGCUGCCUCCUGGACAACUCCUCCGGCUUUAUGGCUCUCAGCCUUCAGGGAAGACUGAAAUUCCUCCAUGGCCAGAGCCACCACGGGCUGAACGGAGCGAAGGCCCCACCGGAGCUGGCCCUGUUUGCCAUCGCCACUCCCCUGCAGUCCCCCUCCAUCCUGGAGAUCCGCACCAAGAACAUGAUCUUCCGCACCAAGCACAAGCUGGACUUCACCCCCAUGGCCUGCGAUGCAAAGGGCAAGAUAGUGCUGGGUUACACGGAGGCAGAGCUCAGGGUUCGAGGCUCUGGCUAUCAGUUCAUCCAUGCAGCGGACAUGCUUCAUUGCGCUGAGAACCACAUACGCAUGAUAAAGACAGGGGAGAGUGGGCUGACAGUCUUUCGGCUGCUCACCAAGGAGAACCGCUGGAAGUGGGUGCAGGCCAACGCACGCCUGGUGUACAAGAACGGCAGGCCUGACUACAUCAUCGCCACCCAAAGACCUCUUCUGGACGAGGAGGGAGGCGAACAUCUGCGCAAGCGGUCGCAGCACAUGCCCUUCACCUUCACCACGGGGGAGGCCCUCCUCUACCACAGCAGUCACCCCAUACCAGGCUUCGCCGACGGCCACCCAGGCAGCGGUAGCGGUGGUGGUGGUGGUGGUAGCAGUAGCAGCGGCACCGGCGAGGGCACGCACGACGGCAAGGCCCAGAACGGCGCACCCGCGGCGGACAAGGACAAGCACCACCAGACCCCCCCGGACGGCCUGGAUCCCAACUCCUUGCUGGGGGCCAUCAUGAGCCAGGACGGGUCGGUGUACAUCAGUCAGCCGGCCGCCGCCGAGCCCAAGUUGUCCCUGCCGGCCCACCUGCUGGGGGAGCUGAAGGGACAUCACCACAACCAUCACCACCACCACAACAACAGCCACCAUCACCACCACCACAACCAGUUUGCCGAUAGCAUACUGGCGGCCCAGUGCUCGGAGGCGUUCGAGCGCUGGGACGGAGAGACAGGCAGCAAUGGAGACAAGGUGCCAGCGCUCAUCUCCCCGCCGCACGAGAAUGGGAAGAGCUUCGACCCCCUGCUGGCCACUCUGGACUCGCUGACACUAGGGAGCGACGGAGUGCCGUCGGUGUCAGUGUCCGUGGGGGAAGCAGGGGGUGGUGGCAGAGAUGGCGGCGGCUGCUCGAACGGGGAGCUGUUCAGUGCUCUGGAAGGGCUGGGGCUGAGCGCGGAGGACCUGGAGCUCUUGCUGCUGGACGAGAGGAUGAUCCGCGUGGAGCUGGACCCUGAGCACGUGCCCAGCCUGGACGAGCUGCUCACCAGCGACGAGAUCCUCUCCUACAUCCACGAGUCCCUGGAGCACCGGGCCGAGGUGGAGACGGAGGAGAUGGGGAUGGGGAUGGAGGUGGGAGGUCCAUCGUUGGGGGCUCUGCUAGGGGGUCCCACCCCCAUCACCACCACCACCACCACCACCAACACUUCCUCUUUGCCCACCCUCCCGGCUCCUCAGACGACAGCGAUGGCAACCCAGGUGCCGGGAACUUGUGGCAGCCAAGACGCUGGUGCAAACGCCCAGUACCUUGAUCCGAGGCCGCCGCUUGGUCGGCCUCCGAUACUGGCGCUUUCGCAGCAGAUGCAGCAGAAUCUUACGUUGAAAUCAGCUCCUCCGACAUCGGCAGGCGUGAACUCGUGGGGUCAGCAGCAGCAGCAGCAGCAGCAGCACAACAGCCACCCAGUUGUGGUGGAGAGCAAGGACAUCGAACAGGUGCUGCAAAGACUGCCACCCGGGUCCAACGGAUACUGCUCACGGCCUCAUAUGAUGGGUAACAAUGUGGGCUGUAUGGGGACAGCUCAGCCUCGACCCAUGCCCGGACAAACGUUUUUGGAGAGCCACCACCACCAAAAGACCUCACAGCUCGGGACCAAUGGCUGCCCACCCCUUCACUACCACCACUUCCCCUUGCCACAGCAGCAGCAGCACCCACAGGUGAACCACUACCCUCAGCAUCAACCUCCAUGCCACAAUGGCCAGAAGGACAGCACUGUCACCAGCACAAUACAGUCAACUGCUAACUCCAUCCCCUUCACCGCCAAAGACCACUGGCGCCAUUUCAACCAGAGCGGCCAGGGGGACGUGUUGAACAACACCGGCCCCUGCCUCUGUGACGGGCCAGCACUGUCGGCCUGCCCCACGAACUCCGGCACCAAUUACUGCGUGGUGGACGUGCCGGUCACUGUCAACGGCGACGGAAUGUUGGGAGGGAAUGGGAUUCAUCAGAACACGAUGGAUUCUAUCGCGGCUUACCACGCGGCUGUUCCGAAGGGCCAGGAGCAGCUGGCCCAGGUUCUGUCCAGUCUGUCCAAUCAGAUUCUAGGAACGGGGCCGGCCUAUAGACAGCUCUCCCAACUGGAGUCCUGUGGACUGUUUACCUCAGAACUUAUGCAGCAAGCACAGCAAGCACAGCACAAGAAUGGCUGUUUAUCCAGUGCCACCCAUCCAGUGGGCAGCGUUGCAACCAACGGUCAUGGCCUGGUGGUGCCUGGCGAUAUGGGGCUGCAUCCAGAGACGUUACCCAGCUUUAGUGACCCACAGACCACAGGCUUCUUCCUCUGACACGGCCGGUUGGUCACAUGAAGGAGGAGCAGUGCAGCAGGAGCGACUGCAAAUGAAAUGGACAUUUUGUGUGUGUGUGUGUGUGUGUGUGUGUGUGUGUGUGUGUGUGUGUGUGUGUGUGUGUGUGUGUGUGUGUGUGUGUGUGUGUGCGUGCGCGUGUGUCUGUCUGUCUGUCUGUCUGUCUGUCUGUCUGUCUGUCUUUGUUGUCCUCACGUGUAACCAAAUGGAACUAUAUCAACUGAUACUGUAUGUUUACAACUCUGCGUGGGUCAGUGGGUGGACGUUUGAGACUGAUGCUCAGUUUGUACGCAAGCACAGGCAGGAGGUGUGUUGGCACGGGGGGUGCUGUUUACCUUCACCGUGCUUAUCUUCUAUCUCUGCCACAGCACUGGAAAAACAAGCCGCAAGGCGAAGCCCUGUUUUUGUGGUUGCCUCUUGGUAUUCAACGAAAUUUCGGUCCAAAAACCAACCACUUUAUACAGAGCUAUUCAGCAAUCUUGGACUUAAUCUGUGAACAUCACUUUUUACAUUUCUGUUUAUUUUAUGUGUUGGAGGUUGGAGGUCUUCCAGAAUUCAGGCGCAGGCACUUAUCUGGGUGUGUUACCGUAACUCUGACAAAGUGUUUGAGAUCAAAGUCAGUUUGAAGGGACUUCUGUGGCGUCGUUUUUUGCAGAGAAAAAUGGCGUCAUACGACUGUUCUUUUAGUAGGUUUACAACUCAGUUCAAUUGGCUGGGCUAGUCAUUAAACCUUGAAGUUUCUGAGCAUUUUUCAGACCAUGGACCCCAUCUGGUCAAUACAACAGGACAAUGGCAGGUAAUGAAAGACGGUGCAACAGCAGAUUCGUGUAGAACAUCUUGAAGGUGGAAGAACAAUAUUUCAUACACAGGCCAUUUUCUCACAGACCAUUUGGGAUGUUAGCAGAUCACUAGUCAAUCCAUGGAUCACACACUUCGAGAACCAAUGCA
Engraulis encrasicolus (European anchovy) is the source of this 4786-nucleotide messenger RNA. RefSeq lists its product as uncharacterized. The transcript is spliced from 11 exons. Gene Ontology annotation, cellular component: nucleus; aryl hydrocarbon receptor complex. Gene Ontology annotation, molecular function: protein dimerization activity; nuclear receptor activity; transcription cis-regulatory region binding. The record is from RefSeq and is a predicted model, not a curated record. Gene Ontology annotation, biological process: xenobiotic metabolic process; response to xenobiotic stimulus; regulation of transcription by RNA polymerase II. Bases 545 to 3820 code for a protein of 1091 amino acids. Lineage: Eukaryota; Metazoa; Chordata; Actinopteri; Clupeiformes; Engraulidae.